Molecule: messenger RNA, 381 nt
Organism: Onthophagus taurus
Lineage: Eukaryota; Metazoa; Arthropoda; Insecta; Coleoptera; Scarabaeidae
Source: RefSeq, a predicted model, not a curated record
AUGAACAAGAAAAAUUUGAGCCAAAAAGAGUUGGAAGAUAUAGCUGAAAAUCUGACAGACUUUUCCUCUGGGUCUUCAGAUGUAUAUAAACCAAGUACUAGUGAAUCUGAUUCUUCAGAUGACUAUGAAAAGAAAAACAAUACAGAUACCAUGAAAAGAAAGAAGAUUACUAAAGGUCCUAAAAAUGAUGAAAGUACUCAAGACAAAGAAUCAAGUAGUGAAGAUGAUUCGGACAAUGAUGAUACAAAUAUUGAGGUAGAAUCAGAAACUUGCGAUGAGGAGCAUACAAAUCGACUACCUGAAUGGAUUGUUCCAAGCAAUACAUUUGUACCUGCAAAAUCUAUUCCUUCUUCAAGACCUUGUAAAAUUUAUGACAAAUAG